Molecule: messenger RNA, 2416 nt
Organism: Neoarius graeffei (lesser salmon catfish)
Lineage: Eukaryota; Metazoa; Chordata; Actinopteri; Siluriformes; Ariidae
Product: kynurenine 3-monooxygenase
Exons: 12
Coding region: 194-1423 (409 amino acids)
Biological process (GO): NAD+ metabolic process
Cellular component (GO): mitochondrial outer membrane
Molecular function (GO): FAD binding; kynurenine 3-monooxygenase activity; NAD(P)H oxidase H2O2-forming activity
Source: RefSeq, a predicted model, not a curated record
UCCUCACCAGUGGAGGAAGUACUUUUGGACAGCCGCAGUUUGUUUUCUUUUUCCUCCAUAAUUUAUUUUCUCAUUUAUUGUGUUUAUGUGCCAUUCUCUGAAUUUAAGAUGAACUAAAUUUAGUUUAUAUGAGGUCAGCUAAAAUUGUUUAAAUCCAUAUUUGUUAGAUUAAAAUUUGAAAAAUUGCCCAGAUAUGCAUUGGGUUCAGUGUUUUGCUGUCUGUCAAAUACAGAUUGUGUCCAAUGGCAUCCCAAUGCAUGCUCGUAUGAUCCACAGUGUGAAUGGAAAACGUUCUCCCAUACCAUAUGGAAAGAAAGGUCAGUACAUCCUUUCUGUAGGCAGAACCAACCUCAAUAAGGAGCUGCUAACAGCGGCUGAAGCAUAUCCAAACACACAACUGAACUUUAACCAUAAACUGCUUGACUGGAGUCCAGAAACAGGGAACAUGACCUUCCUUGGGCCUGAUGGUACUGAAAAGGAGAUCCAGGCAGACCUCAUAGUGGGCUGUGAUGGUGCCUUCUCUGCCACAAGGAAGCAGUUUUUACGCCGCAGUCGGUUUGAUUACAGCCAAACUUACAUCCCACAUGGAUACCUUGAGCUUACUAUACCUCCAAGAAAUGGUGAUUUUGCAAUGGAGCCUAAUUUUCUUCAUAUCUGGCCCAGGAACACAUUCAUGAUGAUAGCUCUCCCCAACAUGGACAAAACGUUCACCUGCACACUCUUCAUGCCAUUUGAGGAGUUUGAGAAGAUUACCACAGGCGAUGAGCUGAUGCACUUCUUUGAGAAAUACUUCCCAGAUUCCAUCCCACUCUUAGGAGUUGAUGCUCUAAAGAGGGACUUUUUCCAACUGCCUGCCCAGGCCAUGGUGUCCGUGAAGUGCUCUCCUUAUCAUUUGAAUGAUAAAUGUGUCUUAAUGGGGGAUGCUGCUCAUGCUGUGGUGCCAUUUUAUGGGCAGGGCAUGAACGCAGGCUUUGAGGACUGCCUUGUUUUUGAUGAGAUUAUGGAUCAGUUUAAUGAAGACUUUUCUGCUGUUCUCCUGGAGUACACACGAGUCCGUGUCGCUGCUGACCACGCCAUAGCUGAUUUGGCUAUGUACAAUUACAUAGAGAUGCGAGCACAUGUGAACUCCAAGUACUUUCUGUUCCGUAAAUAUCUAGACAACGCGCUCCAUUUUAUCAUGCCAAAAACAAUAAUCCCAUUGUACACAAUGGUUACCUUUACUCGGACACCCUAUCAUGAAGCGAUAAUCCGCUGGCAAUGGCAGAACAAGGUGAUUACUUGGGGCCUAUUGCUUUUAGGGACAAUACCUGCAGUGGGAGUGAUUUAUCUUCUUAUCAGAUACCGGUACAUUCCCAAAAAGCCCAGCUUUUCUGUGAAGCAUCUAUUGAGAAGACUUCUGACCCUCAACUGGUUCCAAAAGUAAGAUUCCCCAAAUGAAUGGGGAAGAGAUUUCAGGAUGCCCCGGUCAUUCUCCAUACUUUCAAAUCCUAUGAUAUCCGUAACCUCAUUAAAACUGGAUUACAGAAAUUCACUGGUACUAUUGAGAUUAAAACAAAAACGAAACCCAUGAUGGUGUUUUAAUAAGACUUUGAAUGGAAAAAACAAACAAACAAAAACCGUAAGAGCUGAAUUGGGUUUAAUCUUAUUGAAGAGCAGUAAUUGUCAUUAGAACAAUUGAUUAUAAAUCAGAAAACAUAUUGAGAGAAAUUAUGUUCAGACCAGAUAGGUCUCCUGACCUUGAAGAUAUAGUUGCACAUUCAUGUUUUAUCAAACAUGGGAUUAGAGUUAACUAUGGUGAAUAAGGUUAAAUUUCUUUCUUAAUAAGUAGAAAACUGGAGAGUUCAAAUUCCAGAGCACUGCCAGAUGUUAAUGCUUGCAUGGAUUGAUUUAGGAAUCACUUUUACAUACAGGAAAAAAUGUUUGCAUAGUGAAUAUGUAUUUUCAUGUUUAUAAAAUUAUCCAUUUCUGUCUGAACAAUACAUUCUGAAAUUUCCCUCAAUUCACAGUAUUGACAUUUAAUCUGUUCUUUUUAUUGUUUGGAAUACAUUUACAUUUAUACUUAUGGCAUUUGGCAGAUGCCCUUAUCCAGAGCAAUUUACAGAAUUGAUAUUUUUAUAUUUCAGAUUUAUAGUACAUUUCCUAAUGUGCCAAUAUGUUUUAUAUGUAUACUUGCUGCAUAUAACCUGUGUUGCUCUCUUGUGGUAAAAAUGUAUGACUAUCCAACAUGUUACAUCACUGCUUGAUUAUUUGUACUUGUGCAUAUUCAUUCUACCAAUAAUUUAGCCAGGAGACCUCCCUCCACCAUUUGCUUGUCUCUGACCAUAUACCUUUUGUGUUUGUGUAGCAUUUUCAUGCAUUAAAGCUGAUCCCUCAUACUGUUUACGAAGAAUGAAAGCCUGGCUAACUGUGCUCACCA